GAGCCCACCGCCCCGCCCUCGCCGCGGGCCCGGGGCGCUGAGAGGGGCGCGCAGCGGAGCUCUCAGACCCCGCGCCCCCAGGCCCAGACCCCUAAGAGCGCGGGGCUCACUGAGUUCCCCCACCUGAGCGGCAGGAUCGGGGAGGGUGUCGGUGCGGAGAGCCCAGGAGGUCCCGGCCUAAGGCCGUGGGCGGAAGCCCCUCUGGGAGCCCCUCCCCAGCCAUGGACAAGCCCAGUCUUCCAGAGCUCCAACAGCCUCUGCUGGUGGGUGUAGGCGGUGAGCCCCCUGUCCAGAAGCCUGGCGAGCCUGAGCCAGGGCCUCCCUUUCGAGAGACAGCCUUUGCAGAAUCACUGAGGGGUUGGCAGUUCUUGCCACCAUCUCUUCCUUCUGUGAGUGCUGUACUGGGGGAGCCAGGGCUCCCCGACCUUGAGGAUGUGUCAUCCAGUGACAGUGACUCGGACUGGGAUGGGGGCGGCCUUCUCUCCCCACUCCUACCCCACGACCACCUCGGCUUGGCUGUCUUCUCCAUGCUGUGCUGUUUCUGGCCCGUGGGCAUUGCCGCCUUCUGCCUGGCCCAGAAGACCAACAAGGCUUGGGCCGAGGGGGACGUCCAGGGGGCAGGGGCCGCCUCCCGCCGCGCCUUCCUGCUGGGGGUCCUGGCCGUCGGGCUGGGCGUGUGCACGUACGCGGUCGCCCUGGUGACCCUGGCCGCCUACCUCGCCUCCCGGGACCCGCCUUAGUUGCCCCUGCGGUCCCCACUGUGAACCCAGAGGCCGGCCGCCCAGCGCGUCCGCGGUCGGAGUGGAGAAUCCAGGUGAAUGAGGCGGCGGCGGCAGCAUCCAGAAACGGAGAGUGAGUCGGUGCUCCCCCACCCCCCUUCCUGGAGGCCGCAAAGAGCAAUUAAACACCAGACACUCCUGCCGCGAAA
Messenger RNA from Balaenoptera ricei (Rice's whale), 928 nucleotides. It is a transcript of the gene TMEM91, whose product is annotated as transmembrane protein 91. The record is from RefSeq and is a predicted model, not a curated record. Gene Ontology annotation, cellular component: intracellular membrane-bounded organelle; membrane. Lineage: Eukaryota; Metazoa; Chordata; Mammalia; Artiodactyla; Balaenopteridae. The transcript is spliced from 4 exons. The coding region runs from base 222 to 740 and encodes 172 amino acids.